Colletotrichum scovillei is the source of this 1816-nucleotide messenger RNA. RefSeq lists its product as uncharacterized. Gene Ontology annotation, cellular component: cytoplasm. The transcript is spliced from 2 exons. The coding region runs from base 228 to 1616 and encodes 462 amino acids. NCBI's taxonomy places the organism in Eukaryota, Fungi, Ascomycota, Sordariomycetes, Glomerellales, Glomerellaceae. Gene Ontology annotation, molecular function: oxidoreductase activity. The record is from RefSeq and is a predicted model, not a curated record.
CACGGCUAUCGCCCGGCUUAUCUCACCCAAGGCGAUCGACUCGCGGACAUUUCCUACCGGAUUUACAAAGCCGAAGGCAGGUUCGAAAGAGAGUGUCUAAGCAGCAGUGGAGGCUGCCCGCUCACGAUGAACUCAUCUUAAUAAGGCAAGGUGUUGCAUACGCGGGGAUCGAUGUAUGCUCGACAAACCCAAGUCAACCACAGUUGUUUACCCUAAAGAGUCAACUCAUGAUGACUGGCCUUCCCGUUACCAAUGCGUGCAUAUCAUUCUGGCAACAGACCACUAGGUCAUAUCCUUACCUUAAUUACAACGAUGAAGCUCUCGUACCGAGAACCGCGAAAUACGUCAUUGUCGGCUCAGGAAUCUCCGGCGCACUCACAGCCUUUAAGUUGGUCGAGGGUGGUGUAACAGGAUCAGACAUCGUCAUCCUGGAAGCAAGGGAAGCAGCCGGCGGUGCCAGCUCUCGCAAUGCAGGACAUAUUCGACCAGACGCCUUUCGCGGGUUCACAGUCUAUAAAUCACUCCACGGCGAGGAGCAGGCCCUGAAGAUCAUCGCCAAUGAGAGGACCGUGUUUCUUGCAGUCGACAACUUCGUAAAGAAGCACAACGUGCCGUUCGAUUUUGUCCCGACGACCACCUUUGACGUUUGCCUGACUCAGGAAUUUGCAGAUCACAAUGCCAAGAGCUUCGAGGCAUACCAGAGUGCUGGCGGCGACGUUUCUCACAUCAAGUUUUACCCUGCCGCGGAAGCUCGAGAAAAAACAGGCGUCCCGCAAGCUCUAUGCGCCUACGAAUGGCCGGCAGGUUCUGGUCAUCCUGCCAAACUGGCCCAAUGGCUCCUGACCCAAUGUAUUGGCAAAGGCGUGCAGUUCCUGACCCAUUGCCCAGCAAUCUCGGUGACACCAUCAUCAUCUGGCGCAGAGCAGAUUCUCUGGGAUGUCAAUACGCCACGAGGUACUGUCACGACGCCAACAGUCAUUCACUGCACCAACGCCUUCGCACCGCACUUGCUGCCGCAGCUAUCUUCCCUCGUCACACCAGAGCGCGCGCAGGCCCAUGCUUUCGUACCACCUGCGGCUCUCACCGGCAGCAAGGUGCUGCAGAGCACCAUCUCCCUGCGGAGGGGCCUGCGUUGGUUCUACUCGGUUAAUCAACGCCAUUCAGACGGCAUCAUCAUCCUCGGAUCCGCCUCGGCAAGCCCCAAAGUCAGUCAAGCGGCGUAUGCGGAAAGACAGACGGCCGACGACAGCGAGUUCAGCGCGGAAAUUCGCGAUGAUGCCGUUGCCAACUUCCAAGACUGUCUACCAGAGUGUAGGCCAGAGAAGUUGCGCCACGGUGAGGGGCUCCAGCACACAUGGACAGGUAUCAUUGGCAUGACGCCCGACAUGGUGCCCUUUAUCGGGAGGGUUGAUGGCUCCCCCGGACAAUGGGUUUGUGCCGGCUUCAAUGGACAUGGGAUGGCGAGAAUCUUUACGUGUGCGUCGGGCCUUGCAAAGAUGAUACUAGGUGGAACAUGGCGGGAUACCGAGUUACCAGAGUGUUUUGAGAUGACUUCGGAGAGACUUGGCAGAUUGAGAGAACAACAGCGAGAGCAAGCGUCCAAGAUUCGAGAAUAGCAGGAUAAGGUAUGUAGAGAAGAGCCAAUCUUAGUAGGGGCAAUCAGAGACGUGACGCCAAGACAGCGAAAAUUCUCUGAAGAAGGUUCAAAGAAUCUCAACUACCUUACUUUCGGCUUAUAUGUUCGUGCUUGAGAAAGUUGAGGCGGGCACGGCGGGGUCCUAUGAAGCAAUGUGCACGGACCAGACGUGUGAUGCGG